Molecule: messenger RNA, 3146 nt
Organism: Hemicordylus capensis (graceful crag lizard)
Lineage: Eukaryota; Metazoa; Chordata; Lepidosauria; Squamata; Cordylidae
Product: zinc finger BED domain-containing protein 4-like
Exons: 3
Coding region: 527-2818 (763 amino acids)
Source: RefSeq, a predicted model, not a curated record
UUUGUCUCCUGUCAGGAGCUGAAACUUUGUCAAUCUUCAACUUCCUAUAAAAAGAGUUCCUCCCAUCUACCCAGGAUAUCCUUUUGUUACAAGUGAAUAUGAAGUAAUUGUUUGGGGAAACAGGGUCUCUAUUGAGCAAGAGCUGGCCCCUGCAACUUUGCCAGUGUUCAACUCCCUAUAAAAAGAGCUCUUUCUACCAAGGAUACACUUUUGUUAGAAGAGAGUACAAGGUCAUUGUCUGGGGAAUCUUGUUCUGCUUUGAGCAAUUCACAACCAUUACAUGCUUCACCAACGAUCUAGAAGAGGAACCCUAUCAGAAACUUGCGAAUCUUACAACUGCAUCGUCUUCGGAGCAAUCACCCCCAUGCUUAUGGAAUGUAUGAAACAGAAGGGAGUUGCAUGGUCCCACCAACUUUAGAGGUGCAGCCAGAGGGCAUAGAGUCCACUUUGCCAGAGUUCAAGCACUCUACUGUGCUAAGUGUUCCACCCGAAGAGAAAGUCAUUCAAUACCAUCUCUGUACCACUCAUGCAUCCCAGAGCUCCAUUGCUCUCUGCCUCCAGUACUGAAAGUCAUCAUGGCAGUGACGGAUGCCCAGUACUGCACUAUACAUCUGCAAGUGCAAGCAAUGCUGCAUUCCUUGGACACCAAAGUGGCCAGAUUUUGCCCACAAGUGAAAAUGCGUCUGCAGCUGAGCUAGGCUUGGAGGACGGAGGCCCAGUCCUGCACUAUACAUCUGCAAGUGCAAGCAAUGCUGCAUUCCUUGGACACCAAAGUGGCCAGAUUUUGCCCACAAGUGAAAAUGCGUCUGCAGCUGAGCUAGGCUUGGAGGACGGAGGCCCAGUCCUGCACUAUACAUCUGCAAGUGCAAGCAAUGCUGCAUUCCUUGGACACCAAAGUGGCCAGAUUUUGCCCACAAGUGAAAAUGUGUCUGCAGCUGAGCUAGGCUUGGAGGACGGAGGCCCAGUACUGCACUAUACAUCUGCAAGUGCAAGCAAUGCUGCAUUCCUUGGACACCAAAGUGGCCAGAUUUUGCCCACAAGUGAAAAUGCGUCUGCAGCUGAGCUAGGCUUGGAGGACAGAGGCCCAGUCCUGCACUAUACAUCUGCAAGUGCAAGCAAUGCUGCAUUCCUUGGACACCAAAGUGGCCAGAUUUUGCCCACAAGUGAAAAUGCGUCUGCAGCUGAGCUAGGCUUGGAGGACGGAGGCCCAGUCCUGCACUAUACAUCUGCAAGUGCAAGCAAUGCUGCAUUCCUUGGACACCAAAGUGGCCAGAUUUUGCCCACAAGUGAAAAUGUGUCUGCAGCUGAGCUAGGCUUGGAGGACGGAGGCCCAGUACUGCACUAUACAUCUGCAAGUGCAAGCAAUGCUGCAUUCCUUGGACACCAAAGUGGCCAGAUUUUGCCCACAAGUGAAAAUGCGUCUGCAGCUGAGUUAGGCUUGGAACACCAAAUCAAUGGAGCAAUUGAGCAACUCCUGAAAAGGUCACUCUGCCCAGUUGUCCAUUUCACCAUUGAUGUCAGGGCCACUGGGCCAACCACAGGCUAUAUGUUUAUCAUAGCACACUGGGCUGCGGACUGUGAUGGAGUUCUGCACAGGUGCCGGGCAGUGAAGGCUAUUUGUGAGGUUGAGCAGAGUAACCUGACUGAAAUCCUGUCCCACAAACUAAGAGAGGUGAAGGACAAAUGGCUCCGUCCCCUGCAGCUGGAGGUGGGGUAUGUGACUACAGCCACAAAGGGAGUGGAAAUGGUUGUGGCAGGUGCUGGUCUGGGACGCAUUUUUCCCCCCGUCCACUGCAUAUACCUGCUGUUGAAAAGGGUGAUGGAAAAGGUGAAAGAUGAAGACGUCCACAUAGGACAGCUUUUCCAAGCCCUAUGCAAAAUCAGCAUUCAUUUUGAGCAAUCCCCAGGGGCUCACGACCGCCUGCUAGAAAUGCAGUUGCUGUGUGGUCUCCCCCAGGAACUUCUAAAAGAGAAGAUGCCAACGCCAUCAAAUAACCUCUUUCUCUUCAUGCAGUUUCUACUUGCCCGGCAGAAUGCAUUCAGUGCUUAUCUAAUGGAGAACCCUGAACUCAACCUGACGUGUCAGCAAUGGAGUUUGCUGCAUCAUCUAGCCUGUCUCCUGAAGCCAUGUGAAGAUACCAUCACUACAAUCAGGAGGGAUCAUGCUAACCUAGGCCAAGUCCUUCAUGAGCUCUGGUUGCUUGAGAGCACGAUAAAAGGAUGCUUCCAGCAGCUGAAGAAAGAGGCCGAUGCUGCUGCUGCUGCUACUCUCUUUGCAACUGAGCUGCUGCAAUCUCUGGAAGGCCAUAGUAUUCUAGCUGUGGUAAGAGAAAACAUUCUGUACCAGACUGCAACAUUGCUUCAUCCAUACUUCAGGGACCACAUCUGCGAAUAUCUGAAGGGAGAUGUGCAUCUGCAAAGAUGGCAAUUGAAAAAGCAUUUGAUGCAACAGAUUGAGAAGGAAUACUUGAACUUCUCUAGUGAUUACACAACUUCCUCUUUGACUGAGCUGGCAAGUCAAGAACUGGAAUCCUACCUGCAGGACAACAUAGACCUUGCUCUCUCACGUAUGGAUCCCUUGGUCUACUGGAACACAAGGAAGCACAUGUGGCCAUCUCUUUCUACAGUGGCAUUCCAGUAUUUCUCCUGCCCUCCUGCCCCGGUCUUUUUGGAUGAGGUAUUUGCUAUUGAAGAAUUUAUUAUAUCUGGAAGAUUUCAGGAGAGCAUUGCAGUCAACACUAUGAACAGAGACUGGAUUUCUGCAGGAUUCAGGGUCUCCAAUACUAGCACAGACACUGGAAGCCAACCCAUGGCCUGAGGAGAAAAAGAUGCCACCCUUCUUUGCAGAAGUUGAUGACUUGUAACCAUUCACAAAGUGUUGGGUUCAUGGAAGGACAUGACCCAAUUGGACACUGGCAUUAUUGGGACUUUGCGACACAUAGUGCUAAAAACUGUGGCCAUCUUGCAUUGCUGCAUCUCUUAAAGAAUUCUUUGCAUGAAACAGAAUUGGGUUAUUGUAUUAAGAUUCACACCACACCCCCUUUUGCAGAUGUAAGGUUUACUGACAGAUGAAAAACUUGUGCUGUGUUUAAUCAACUGUUUGGAAUGGAUAUGGUCUACUUUAAUAAAGGUUACUGCAAUAUUAA